Molecule: messenger RNA, 1442 nt
Organism: Poeciliopsis prolifica (blackstripe livebearer)
Lineage: Eukaryota; Metazoa; Chordata; Actinopteri; Cyprinodontiformes; Poeciliidae
Gene: rcvrna
Product: recoverin a
Exons: 4
Coding region: 564-1175 (203 amino acids)
Molecular function (GO): calcium ion binding
Source: RefSeq, a predicted model, not a curated record
CCCCACCCACGAAGAGCAGAGCCAGGUACAGGCUCUCUGCAACCACACACAGCCACAGCACGCCUGGACAGGGCAGAGGUCAGAGGUCAGCAACCACACACAGCCACAGCACGCCUGGACAGGGCAGAGGUCAGAGGUCAGCAACCACACACAGCCACAGCACGCCUGGACAGGGCAGAGGUCAGAGGUCAGCAACCACACACAGCCACAGCACGCCUGGACAGGGCAGAGGUCAGAGGUCAGCAACCACACACAGCCACAGCACGCCUGGACAGGGCAGAGGUCAGAGGUCAGCAACCACACACAGCCACAGCACGCCUGGACAGGGCAGAGGUCAGAGGUCAGCAACCACACACAGCCACAGCACGCCUGGACAGGGCAGAGGUCAGAGGUCAGCAACCACACACAGCCACAGCACGCCUGGAGAGGGCAGAGGUCAGAGGACAGCUGUCUGGAUUUAGAUAGUGAUGACCAUAAUCUCAUUUGGCAGCCAAGCAGAGAAACUCUGAGCUCUGCACACGUUUAGCCCUCAAACGCAGGAAAGGAGGAAGAUCUGCAGCAGGAUGGGGAACACCAAGAGCAGCGCCUUGUCCAAGGAGCUCCUGGAGGAGCUCAAGUCCAACACCAAGUACUCCGAGGCGGAGCUGUGCACCUGGUACCAGUCCUUCCUGAAGGAGUGUCCCAGCGGGAAGAUCUCCAAGGAGCAGUUCGAAGGAAUCUACGCCAGCUUCUUCCCGGGCGCCGACCCCACAGCGUACGCACGCCACGUUUUCCGGAGCUUCGACACCAACGCGGACGGCACCCUGGACUUUAAGGAGUACAUCGUCGCUCUGCACCUCACCUCUGGAGGGAAGACUCUGCAGAAGCUGGAGUGGGCCUUCGCCUUGUACGACGUGGACGGCAAUGGAACCAUCAGCAAGAACGAGAUCCAAGAGAUCGUUCGGUCGAUAUUCAACAUGAUCCCAGCAGACGACCAGACGAAACUCCCCGAAGACGAAAACACUCCAGAGAAGAGAGCUGAAAAAAUCUGGGCAUUUUUCGGAAAGAAGGAAAACGAUAAAAUCACGGAGGGCGAAUUCAUCCAGGGAGUGAUGGACAACAAGGACAUCCUGCGCUUGAUACAAUACGACGAACCUCAGAGGAUCAAAGACAAGCUGAAAGAGAAGAAGCAAUAAUUCAGGAGCUAACAUUGUGACUGUUUUUCUUGACCUUUUUAAUCUGCCUGUUGGAGCUAUGUCUCUUCUUCUGUGAACUCUGUUCUGGUUACCAGCUAAACCAAUGAAUUGAUCACCUGCUGAUAGUAACCAAGCCUGCAGCUUCAGAUUAGCCAGCAGGUAAUUGAUACGGGCAGCCUGUGAAUCCUGUUAGAGCUUUUGUAUGAAAACUUGUACCAACUUUGCAGUUUAUGAAGUUAUUAAAAGUGAUUACCUUUUUGUCUUUGA